Messenger RNA from Anthonomus grandis grandis, 2231 nucleotides. RefSeq names its product synaptic vesicle glycoprotein 2B. The record is from RefSeq and is a predicted model, not a curated record. Gene Ontology annotation, cellular component: membrane. Lineage: Eukaryota; Metazoa; Arthropoda; Insecta; Coleoptera; Curculionidae. Bases 295 to 1971 code for a protein of 558 amino acids. Gene Ontology annotation, molecular function: transmembrane transporter activity. Gene Ontology annotation, biological process: transmembrane transport. The transcript is spliced from 8 exons.
AGGCAGCAUUUUUAGAACAUACAUGUGUGUUUACUUAGUGAUCACAACACAUUGUUUAAUCUCGUACCAUAUAUAAAGUUUUGCCAUGAUUUUGAAAGUUCAGUUUACUGCGGAGGCCUUGCCCUGCAGUCGCAUUCCGCUAGUGUUUUCUACUGAAAACCACCGAGUUAUCAAGGAAAAAACUAACCGCCGCCCCCACUAAGUGCCGCUCCAUCCCCAAAUUUAAACAAACAAACAAAACCAGUCCCGCUUGCUUCCACACGAAAGUUCAAUCACAGUUGACGUAUACAUAGAAUGGUAGAAGGUGAACCCCCUUUAAAACACAAGGAAAAUUGUGAUGUAAAUGAUAAGCGCACCCUAAACGGCUGUGGAUCCAAAGAUCUCGACCUUACAACACAACCUGUUACCAAAUCUGAUUGGUCAAAGGUUUUAACUGAUGUAGAAAGAGGAAGCAGCGAUAAAGCUGAUUUUGAACGAGCAAUAGAACUAACCCAAUAUGGCAAAUUCCACUAUCUACUACUAGCAAUAUGUGGGUUUGUGAGCACCUCGGAGGAGAUGGACGUCAUCUCGAUGUCGUUCAUUCUCCCUUCCGCCCAAUGCGAUCUGGACCUGAAUACCCAGAGCAAAGGCUGGCUGAAUUCCAUCAUCUUCAUUGGGAUGAUGGCAGGAGCCUACACCUGGGGUUCAGUGGCAGACUCGAUUGGACGUAAGAAGGUUCUUAUUGCAAGCAGUUUCAUGAAUGCUCUAUGCAUAGUGGCUUCAAGUUUUAGCCAAUCCUAUGAGUGGUUCAUGUUAUUUAGAUUUUUGAAUGGAGCGGCAUUGGGGGGCAGCGGUCCAGUAAUCUGGCCAUACUUCGCAGAAUUUCAACCAAAAUCAAAACGAGGGUCCAUGUUAAGUUUUAUGGCGGCUUUCUGGACACUUGGCAACUUAUUCGUGGCUGGUCUAGCCUGGUUAAUAAUUCCAGCCAAAAUCGGAGUAACCACUCCGUACUUUGUAUACAAUUCCUGGAGAAUAUUUCUCAUCGUGAUGGCGCUGCCAUCAUUUGUUGUCGCAAUACUUUUGUGCUUCUUACCAGAGAGCCCCAAGUUUUUAUUAACCAGGGGUAAAAGUGAAGAAGCGAUUGAGAUCUUCAAACAUAUUUAUCAUGUAAAUACCGGUAACAACGCAGAAGAUUAUCCCGUAAAACAUUUGAUCCUGGAAGAGGAAUAUCAGAGAGCUUUGGAUGAAAAGUCUUUACAAGUUAAGAAGAGCAAGUUUAGCGGUAUGAUAUCUAACAUCAUGGAUAAUAGCAAGCAGCUGUUUGUCACUCCCAUUUUGAAAUUUACCAUGAUUUCAAUUACUAUUAACUUCACUUUUCAUAUCGGUUACUAUGGCUUAAUGAUGUGGUUCCCUGAGCUAUUUAACCGAUUUGAUGAGUUCAGCCAUCUGAGACCAAACGAAACAGCAUCCGUUUGUCAAGUUACUAAUUUUGUGGUGAACAUGGGAAGCCAGCAAGAUGGAGCUGUUUGUAAUGAUAAAAUAAGUCAAUCCGUAUUCAUGGAGUCUUUAAUUACUGUAGCAGCUGCUUUGCCUAGUAACAUUAUAGCUGUCCUAGGGAUGGACAGACUUGGAAGGAAGUUUUUCUUAGUAUUCAGUACUUUAUCAUCUGGUACAUGCGCAGCUUCCAUGUAUUUCGUUUACAACAAAACUCAGAACCUUAUAGUAUCAGCUACUUUUAGCAGUGUCAUAUCAUGUGGUAACGCCGCUUUGGACUGUUUAAUCACAGAAAUAUUUCCAACAAACCUCAGGGCUACUGGUAUAGCUAUAUCAAUGGUUGCUGCAAGAUUAGGUGGAAUUAUUGGUAAUAUUGUAAUUGCAACCCUUCUUGAUAUGUACUGCCCUGCACCCACAUUUAUCGUAGCUGCCCUACUAAUAAGUGGAGGGUUGUUGUGCCUACUGUUACCAAAUACUACGAAGGAACCUCUUCAUUAACAAUAUUUUAUAUACAUUCGAUAAGGUUUAGUUUUACUAACUUUUUUCUCGAUAAUUGAACUUUUAUUGUACCAUAAACCAAAAUCACAGUUUUAAAAAUGUAUUAUUAAAAACAUAGGAUGUUUUAAGCAAUAUUUAAUAUACUAAACUAUAGUAUAAUUGUAUUAGAAUUUUAUUUUACUCAAAUUUCUAUUUUAUCUUAUCUGGGUAGUUAACUACUUUAGAUGAUAUAUAAUGUAAUAUAUAUUUUUGCGAAUUCA